Symbiodinium sp. CCMP2456 is the source of this 1134-nucleotide messenger RNA. The record is from the annotation of a GenBank genome assembly. NCBI's taxonomy places the organism in Eukaryota, Dinophyceae, Suessiales, Symbiodiniaceae.
AUGGGUGAUCCUGCAGCGGCCGGUGAUCACGGGUCAAGCGUCCGCGCAUGGCAUAGCUACGAUUGGGAGGAGGUGAUUGCAGGCCGGCAAUCAGCCGGACGGUACUUUGUUCGAAGUGGCCUUGUCCGCAAAGACAAGCUGAUUGGCUUUGUGCCUGCCGGAUGUCAUCCGCCAUCUGCCAGUGUGAAGACUUUCCGAGAGCUGCAAGCUGGUCUUCGAGCCUUGGGCUGUGGAAAGCAGCCUCAGACGAAGGAGGUGCGCUACGUGCUGAAGAAGGCACACUCGUCGAACGCCUAUGGCAUCCGAUUCCUCACAGAAAGUGAGGCACUUGCUCUUUUGCAAGUCAUGCACUUUCCGGGCAGUUUCACGCAUGCGGCCCGGGUAGCUUCUGCAGCCCUGCUUUGCUUCCUGGGCUCUGCGCUUUUUCAUCGAAAACGGUCGUCAGGCACGUGGCCCAAGGCAGUCCUGCUGCUAAGCGGCCUUGGGAUUGUGGUGGGCUGCGCCGUCAGGCAACUCCGGCGUUGGCAAGAUCUGGCUUCCUGGAACACCCAUGAGCUUGUGCAGCGCGCGCCCGCCGACGAGAAGCUCCAGGUUUGGGUGCUGCAAAGGAGCAUCGAGCCAUAUUUGCACGAUGGUCGCAAGUUCCACUUGAGAGCUCUCUUGCUUUGUGUCGGGGACUUGACAGCCCAUGUGUACUCCGACGUACGGAUGCUGAUGGCCACCACCGCGUACCGGGAAGGUAGCGAAGACAGCAUGCGCUCGGAUGUUCACAUCACGAACAUGGGCGUCAACUCUGCCGUCUCAGGCUAUUCUGAAGAGGCUCAGAACCUUGGGCUGCAGAUGCUGGGGGAGAAGCUGGCAGAAAAAGUCUUCAAUCAGGUGCUGAAGGUGCUCGGUGGCACCUUGGCAAACCUGCGGGCUGCUGGGCGGCGACACUUCUUUGCACUCCCGAACUGCUGGGAGCUGUUUGGUGCAGAUUUCCUGAUAGAUUGUGAUGGUUCUGCGAUUCUGCUCGAAGUUAACCCUUCGCCUUCCUUGGCAAUGUACGGGAAAGGAGCAUCUGUCCAAGACUUGGUGGGGCCGGACCCCUUCGGUGACCUUUCGACAGCGUGGCGCAUGCUGGAGAUAAGUUAG